Molecule: messenger RNA, 3295 nt
Organism: Austrofundulus limnaeus
Lineage: Eukaryota; Metazoa; Chordata; Actinopteri; Cyprinodontiformes; Rivulidae
Product: lysosome membrane protein 2
Biological process (GO): receptor-mediated endocytosis; protein targeting to lysosome
Cellular component (GO): lysosome; membrane; cytoplasm
Molecular function (GO): scavenger receptor activity
Source: RefSeq, a predicted model, not a curated record
UCUUCAGGGGGAGAAGUUGAGGUUCACUUCACAGUUUCUCUUUGAGUGAAGAGGGGGAAGGUUGACCUUGUGGAAAUAAACCUGCACUUCUCUCCUUGUUGCACCUGCGAACAUGACGCGAAGACCCUGCGCCAUUUACGCAGUGGGGACCAUCUGCGCCCUCCUGCUGGUCUCUGGAAUAGGACUGAUCCUGGCUCGGAUUUUCCAAACGAUUAUGCACAAUCGUCUAAAAAAGGAGAUUGUUUUGGUGGAGGGCAGUCGUGUGUUUGAGUCCUGGAAGACCCCUCCCCCUCCCGUCUACAUGGAGUUUUUCUUUUUCAAUGUGACCAAUGUUGACGAGUUCCUCCAAGGGGCCAAACCACAACUUGAUCAGAUUGGGCCGUACACGUACAGGGAGUACAGGUACAAGGACAAUGUAACCAUGAUUAAAAAUGGAACAAUGGUGUCUGCAUACAAUACAAAAAGCUUUGUCUUCCUGAGAGAGAAGUCUGUGGGAGACCCAACCGUCGACGCCAUCACCACUGUCAACAUCCCUAUUUGGGCUGUGAUGAACAAGGCAAAAGUCAGUUUCUUCCGUUCCUCAAUGGCAAACGUCUAUAUAAGCGCUACCAAAAGUGAACUUUUUACUACGCGCACCGUCGAUGAAUUACUUUGGGGCUAUGAAGAUCCACUGCUGGCCAGAAUAGCUGUUGGUAAUAAGGAAGUGGACAAGAUCUUUGGCCUCAUGUACAAGAAAAACGGAAGCAAUGAUGGGGAAUUUGUCUUCCACACGGGAGAACAGAACUACUUGGAUUAUGGACGGGUUGAAACUUGGAAAGGUCAAAGACAGCUGACUUUCUGGUCAAGUAAUGAAAGCAACAGCAUCAUUGGAUCAGAUGGAAGUGCUUUCCAUCCCUUAUUGAACAGGGAUGAACGCAUUUUUAUCUUCACUCCAGACCUGUGCAGGACGAUCUACAUGGAAGUCGAGAAAGACGUUGAGGUGAAAGGAAUCCCCGCGUAUCGCUUCACACCGCCGCGCUCGGUUUUGGCCAGCAAGGAGGAGAACCCGAACAACAAAGGCUUCUGCAUCACCCCGACAGAGUGCCUGGGAACCGGGCUCCUGAAUGUCAGCCCUUGUCGGAACGGUGCCCCAGUGGUUGCCUCCUUCCCUCAUUUCUAUCUGGGUGAAGAGAAAUAUGCAGCUGCCAUGAAUGGGCUGUCCCCUAAGAGAGAGCAUCAUCAAACCUUUCUAGAUCUCAACCCGACUACCGGAGUGAUUGUGCGUGCGAGCAAAAGAGCACAGGUUAACAUCUUGAUGACCAAACUUUUUGGAUUCCCCAAAACAAAGGGCCUGAAUGGUACCAUCUUUCCUGUUAUGUUCCUCAAUGAGAGUGUGGUGAUUGAUGAUGUAUCUGCAGCAAAAGUGCAGAAACUGCUGAUGAUUGUUAAUCUGGUGUCCAACUUUCCGUUCUUUAUUGUUGGGCUGGGUGGGACCAUGUUGCUCAUCUUCAUCAUCCUUCUCUUCCGGGCCCACAGACAGAAGAAGGAAGUUAAGUGCACUGAGUUUACCAAGGCUUUGUAUUCUACUUCAAAGGAAGACGGCACCUCUUACUCUCCAGCCAAUGUCAAAGACAUAGAUGAUCCUAAAAAUGGAAACUACAUCGGCAUGACACCCAAAGCUGACCCGCAGGCUUGAGGAGGAAGUCGCCGAAAAAGGGGCUCGCAGAGAAAGAUUUAAAUUUGAACACAAAUGAUAGUUUUUUGUGUGUAAAAAUGUCCAUAUUUAGCACACACAAAAAAAUUGUUUGACUUCUUAAUGCCUAACUUUGUGGAGUUAUUCCCCACUAGUUAUUGAUUAAAGAUAUAGAGAGCACUUUCUCUAAAACAAAAUGUGUCCUUGGUGCUGUGCUCUCCAUCUGUUUGUCACUUUGAGCUCAGUGCGUUCAGAUAAAUUUACCACUUCCAGAUAAACAUCCGUUUAGGGAUGCAGCGUAUGGACAUCUAUAAAUGUAGUGUUUUUUUAUGGGGUUAUAUAUUCUCGGGGGUUACUGAUUAGAUGCUGUCAAACUAGUAAAUCAGGAAAAAGGUGAAGCUGUGAGUCGUAACAAUCUGCUCAGUAUUAUUCUUUUCCAGCGUGCCUUCUCUAAAUUCAGUGUUGCAAAAACUUUUAGUGGUUCAUUAGUUUGUGCUCAGACUGCAUUCAGAGCUGCACUCGUCAUUGUUACCUGAAAGAUUUUUGUGCUGCUUUUUGUGCUGCUUUAUUCCUAUCAGUGUGAUAAAGAAAAAGGUCAAACAAAACACUUCGUAUUUGGAUAAUUUUUUUUGUAAAAUAAAGCAACCUUUUGUUUUUGUGUAUGUUAAUGGAGAAAUAUUUGAAUGUAGAACAUAUCCAGUUCAAGCAACAAAUUUAAGUUUGAGCUACGAACUGUAGUUUUAUGAGCCACAGUUUUAUCAGCCAUCAUAAUGCCUUAAAAACCUGAUGGAUGCUUUUUAUAAAUGCUUUUACUAACAUGAGUAUUCAGAAUAAAACCCUUUCUUUUUAGAAAUGCUGUAGUUUUAAAAGGAACAGGAUUAUUUUUGUUCCUUUUAUUUUUUUUAAUGAAGAAAGUGUCAUGCCCAUCGACUUUCAAGUGCUUUUUUUUCUGAAAAUAGAACAUAAAACUCAUAAAAGGUAUUUUACUGUAUUUCCAGGAGACUGAAAAUGUUUGUUUUCUGGUCAUUUUUGAUGUAAUAUCAACUGAAAAAAAGAACAUGCUGUGGAAUGAUUCAAGUUAAACUGUGAUGAGCCUCGGCUUUUAUUGUUGUUUCUAUUUGUCGUAACAUUUCAGGACUUAUUUCAUCCCAGCCCAUUACUCACACAAUGUUAUCAAUGUAUAAAUUAGAUAGUUUUUUUUUCCUUAUUCAUCUGAUUUUACUAUUUCACUUUGAAUCAGUGUUUAAUCCAAUUCUAUUUAAUAACAAAACCCAGAAGUAAGACAAUAAAUAUCAUGGAGAUAUUUAGUAGUUUUAAAAUAAGAGGGCUGACUUAAUAGAUAACUCUUGUUUUUUUAAAAGCAAGAUGCACAGUAUUAUACAAUAUUAGUCUAGUUUAGAUGAAAGAGGAUAUAUUUUGUUACACUGACAAAACCAAAACACUGAGAGCACCACUUAGACUCUAAACUGAGCUACUUUGUGCCAAAUUUUAGUUCUUCAAUUGUCUUGUAAAAAUAUUGUUACUGCUACAACCACAAAAUUCCUCUGAUUAUCAGCCUGUUAUGAAAUGACUGUUAUUGCUGUUUUUACUCUGUACACAGAAAUAAAAAGUAGUUUGAGUAGA